AAAUAAGCAGUCAGGGCACUAACCUGCAGCAAGGGCAACGCGCCCAAGUGUGGAAAACAACAUCGUCGCAGGUCUUGUCUGUGGUAGUGGCGGCCGAGGCGCCUGUCGGUGAUUCGAAAACAGUCGUAAACGAGAUUCGACGUGAGGGUUCAACUGGAAGAAGGGAAAAGAGAAAUGAAGAGGAAAAGCUACAGGAAGUAACAGCGUCGUUGCCCAAGGGGUAGAGGGAGAAAUCAGGAAACGCAGAUUAACUGCUGGUUUGGGCGAAGGCAGGCUGUCUGAAAGGCAAAAUAAGGUACUUGGCGGACGACACACACGCCUGCGUCAAAAGGGCCCGUCUUGGCAAGUAGAAAUGUAUCUUCUUUCUUCACUCAGGACGGAGUACUAUAGGUAAUUACCUGCCCAGCUCUGUCCCUCCAUAAGGUCUAAAGAAGAUGGUGGUGAGAGAGAGGAAGGUACCGUCCGGAGGGAUGAGUAAGGUUGCUCGUUCCCCGUUCCUUUCCUUCUUCCCUCCCGCCGGCUUCCCACCUCGUCUUUUUCUUCCGCUCUGUCUCUCUCUCCUUCUCAGCGUGGUUUCUACCCACCCAAAGCAGCCGUCUCACCCGCCUACUUACGGUUCUAUUGCUACUUUAUGCUUGAUUAAAGCUGGGCAAUUUCAUCACCAGCAACACCCCGGCAACCAUUUGGCAGAUCAGGCACAGCGGAGCACCAGUAUCAACAUGGGCCGUCGCAAGUGGUCGCCAGAUGGUCCCUCCCCAGGCCUCCAGGGGCAGCUAACAAGGCCACCUCCUGCCCUUGAUCCAAUGAACUCAUGUCUUUUACAGAAAGUACGGGGUCCCCUUUGUUCCCCUGCUCCUGCACCGUUACGUCUUACUCGGGCUAGAAUUUUAGCUUUGGAGACGUCCCCGCGGCGCGCGCCCAUCUCACCUCUCAGGCUCUUUCCAUUGGACAGCCUGCAAUUGCGCCUCUGUUUACCGACACCGAACCUCUCGCAGAAUUCCCACCAAGUUUCCCCCCUUUUUCUCUCGUCUAUCGACUUUCGUCAUCCUCCCUUGCUUGACUGCGGAGAAAAUUACGAGCAACAGACACGGCGAUUGGCAGCUGGACACGGAUAUUGGAAUGUCAUUCCAGCCCCCCCAGCUCGAAACAUUCUCCAGAGUCUCCAAUAUCUCCAGAUCCUUUUCCUUCUCCAGCUGCGGAUAUAUCGAUACGGAGUACAACAUCCUGACAGGCUUGCGUCCGAGCUUUACACUACGCCACGUCUCCGUCUUCACUUCCUGUCCCUAAAAAGAAAAGGCCCGCGCAGUUGACAUGUUGACUGAUAUCGUCCGACGCUUCCAAGAUAGUGAGCGGACAUGUCUGGGCCACAGCCAUUGAGAGCAUUUCCAACGCACUGAUUGGUCAUCGUCCCAUCUGCUUCAAUGCUGUGCGGCUCAUAACCUCGUCUUUUCCGUGCACGACCAAUCACCACCUGCUCGACAUCACCAUCAGGCGUAAACUCGUCUCGACCCUCGACAGCACAGGUCCAUGCUUCUAGCAAGCUUUCGCUUUCGAGGACGGCACUUCUAAGGUUCAAGUUGUG
Colletotrichum godetiae is the source of this 1582-nucleotide messenger RNA. RefSeq lists its product as uncharacterized. The coding region runs from base 435 to 1310 and encodes 291 amino acids. The transcript has a single exon. NCBI's taxonomy places the organism in Eukaryota, Fungi, Ascomycota, Sordariomycetes, Glomerellales, Glomerellaceae. The record is from RefSeq and is a predicted model, not a curated record.